AUGUCCCACGGCGGCCCUGUCACCGGAUUCCCAGCCCCAGGCCUCCCAGACCAGAACCGCUACAUCGUCGGCCACAACCCUAAAGGCCAAUCAAUCUUCCUGGCCUCCGACAAGGGCGACCAUGUCACUAUCAUGGUCGAGGGCGCCGCGGCGCAGAACAUUCCGUACAGCACGGCUUCGAACCCCGUCGACCUAACAGACGACCAGGACGUGAAGUUCGCGAUGGAAAAUAAGUACCAUGAAAUCAAAAGCCCCCUCUAA
This is a messenger RNA of Aspergillus steynii IBT 23096, 261 nucleotides long. RefSeq lists its product as uncharacterized. The coding region runs from base 1 to 261 and encodes 86 amino acids. Lineage: Eukaryota; Fungi; Ascomycota; Eurotiomycetes; Eurotiales; Aspergillaceae. The transcript has 2 exons. The record is from RefSeq and is a predicted model, not a curated record.